Molecule: messenger RNA, 918 nt
Organism: Penicillium cinerascens
Lineage: Eukaryota; Fungi; Ascomycota; Eurotiomycetes; Eurotiales; Aspergillaceae
Product: BAR domain-containing protein
Exons: 5
Coding region: 1-918 (305 amino acids)
Cellular component (GO): cytoplasm
Molecular function (GO): protein binding
Source: RefSeq, a predicted model, not a curated record
AUGGAUCGAGUGCAGGCAUUCGGUAAAAACUUCAGCGCUAGCUUCACGCCUUUUGCGCAGCGCACCCAGCAGAUGAUCAAGGAGCAGCUCGGUCAGGCCGAAGAUAAGACCCAGCUCCCCGAUGAGUACAUCGAGCUCGAGAAGCGCGUCGAUGCGCUGAAGCUUGUCCACCAGAAGCUGCUGUCGGUGACCUCCCAAUACUCCAACGAGGCCUACGACUAUCCUCCCAACAUCCGCGAGUCUUUCAAUGACCUGAGCCGCACGAUCAACGAGAAGGUCACGCUCCUCUCGCAGGCCGGCUCGCCCGCUGAAGCCCAGGCUGCUCUGACCGCGCCGCCCACCGCUAAGCCUCAGCCCAAGACUUUCAACCAUGCGAUCGCCCGCGCCUCGCUUGCCGGCUCCCAAACCCUGGUUCAGAGCACCGAGGGCGAGGACCCGCUCGCCUCCGCGCUGGAGAAGUACGCCCUCGCCGAGGAGAAGGUUGGCGAGGCCCGUCUGGCCCAGGAUGCCCAGAUCCAGUCGCGAUUCCUGGCUGGCUGGAACACCACCCUCAACACCAACUUGAUGUUCGCCGCCAAGGCCCGCAAGAACGUUGAGAACGCCCGUCUCACGCUGGACUCGGUCAAGGCUGCCAAGAAGGCUGCUGCCAGGGGCGAUUUGGACAACCUCAGCGAGGAUGCCCGUGCCGAGAUCGAGCAGGCGGAGGAUGAGUUCGUGGGCCAGACUGAGGAGGCCGUGAGCGUGAUGAAGAACGUCCUUGAUACCCCCGAGCCCCUGCGCAAUUUGGCCGAUCUGAUUGCCGCCCAGCUGGAGUUCCACAAGAAGGCCUACGAGAUCCUCAGCGAGCUCGCCCCAACUGUGGAUGCUCUGCAAGUCGAGCAGGAGGCUAGCUACCGCAAGAGCCGUGAAGGCGCGUAA